UCUUGUCUCGUAUAUCUGCAUUAAACCAGGACUUCUGGUUGGGAUGUGCACGAAUAGUCUGGACAGGGCUGCAUGUGGAGGAACAGCAGUCAGUGUAACUGCUCACAGUGUCUGUAUACUCAUGAAUCAUGUCUGUGGCCUCAGGGUCAGACUCAGGCUCAGCGUCAGGCUCAGGCUCAGGCUUGCAGUUCUGCCUCUGCAUCACUGAUCCACAUGUUUCCAGUUCUAACAGUGAGCGUCUGUUUGCUGUAGAUGGACUGUAGCAGGAAAGUGUGGUCACUUUAAGCAAAGUGUUGCUCGGGGACAGCAGAAUAAGCAUUUCUAAUGUUGCUGUAGCGGGUCAGGUAAACAGGAAGCUUACCUGUGAGCCCACUCAGAGGGUUCCCGUCCAUGAAACCACUGGCACCAGUUCUACAGUGAUGCUGGGAUCAGCUGAUUUCAGUUAAAUCCCUGAAACAGUUUCCUCUCAAACCAAACUAACAGAUGUGUUUGUGUUUGUUUGGUAAACAGGAAGCUCUGCGCAGGAUCAUCAGCACAUUAGCCAAUAAAAACGAAGAGCUCCAAAACUUCCUGGAAACAGUUGACAACACACUGACAGGACUGCAGGAGCAGUCAUGUAAGGUGAUGUCAGACCUGGAGGUGGAGCUUGAUCAACUAAGCUCCGCCCUACACGAAAGGGUGGCGGAGCUCCGUGACGCAAUCACAGAGGAGCAGCACAGGAAGGAGGCGGAGCUUCAGAAGCAGCUGUCAGAGGGAAAGUUUGCUUUGCUGUCGUGUGAAGAACUUCUCGAGUUCGCAAAUCAAACGCUGACUAUCAGCAGUGAGGAAGAUUUCCUGAAGGCUGCAAAACAAAUCAAGGAAAGGGUAACGAUGGCUCCGGCGUUCAGGCUGUCCACUCGUCUAGCAGUUUCGGAGAACAUGGCACAGUUCACCGUUGACUUCAGUGCGGAGAGGGCGGGGCUUCAACGACUUCAAUUCCUGCCAGUACCCAGAGCUCCAGAGGUCGACGUCUCCAGCUGCACAGUCCGUGACAAUAGCAUCACCGUCGCCUGGCGACCGGCUGGCGAGGCCGACGGCGUCAGCGGACCGACGGAACGCUACGAACUCGAGUACCGAAAAACGAACUGCGACAGUUUGCUGAGAGCCACAGGAGAGGCAUGCUGGGAAAAAAUCUCUGAUAUCACAGAGACUCAGGUCACCAUUUCAGGUCUGAAGUUCGACUCUCGCUUUGUUGUUGUUCGAGUUCGAGCAAAAAACAAAACAGCUGCUGGAGAGUUCUCUGAGCCCGUCGCCGUGGAAACCAGAGCGUUUAACUUCGGCUUCGAUGCAUUGACCGCCCACCCCGAGCUGAAGGUUCACAGCGACACGGUGACCUGGGAGCCUCAGGGGGUCAAAGGUCACGACCCCCGACUCCGAGGAAAAGACAGUAAAAGCUGCAGCAGAAGCGCGACACCAUCGCCCAAUAAGACGACAGGAAGUCGGGCCGGACGCGACAGAUUUGCUGGAGAGUCGUACACAGUGCUCGGCGAUAAGGAAAUGACCGCUGGCUGCCACUACUGGGAGCUCCGCCCCCUGGCUGACUGGAAGUCAUUCAGUGUGGGCGUGGCCUACCGGGCAAGCCUGGGACGUUUCGACCAGUUAGGGAAGAGCACCGGUUCGUGGUGUCUCCACGCCAGCCAAUGGUUACAGAGCUCGCUUUCCGCGAAACACAACAACAGAGCGAAAGCGCUGGAUUGGCCGCUGCCGCAACGCAUCGGAAUCUACUGCAACUACGACAACGGUGAUCUGUCGUUUAUUGAUGUUGAUCGACUUCGUCUUCUUCACUCCUUCAAAACAAAGUUCAGCCAGCCACUCGUCCCUGCCUUUACUGUUUGGUGCGGUGGUAUCACCAUAACAACGGGUCUGCAGGUGCCAGGCUUCAUGGGAAAAUUCCUCUCCAGCAGUCGGAGCCUGAGUAACCUGUCACAGUAAACCCACUGUUCUUUAAUCAUCUGUUUUAAUGUAGAAAUUAAAUUAUGAUAAACUUCUAUUUAUAAUUCUGUGAAAUUUAUAUCGUGCACAUAGAAAUGAUCAAUGAACUGUUGGUAAAUAUUAAUUUAACAUAUAAAACAAACUGUGUCCUAAUGUUCAGAAACAUUAGUGAUUGUUUGGGGUCUUAGUUUGAAAGUUCAGGAGGAAGCGUUGUUGCUUGUUCCUGUUUCGAUUUGGGUUUUUUUUGUUUGUUUGGUUUUUUUUUGUCUUGAAGAAAAAAAUGUUCUGACACUUUGACCCAUGGCGAACUUUUAUUUUGAAGGUAAAUGUGAACAUCAGUUUCAGCGGACGACGAAAAUCAAACGUUUAUUUUCAGUUUUUGUAAAAGUAUAAAAAGCUGAAGUCAUUUAUUCUGAAAAUCCGUUUACAGUGAAUGUUUCAGUUUAAAUUUUGAAAUGUUUCUGAUCUGAAAUCAGUUUUAAUCAAAUCGACACAAACGUUUUGAUAAAAAUAAAUCGUAUGAACUGGAAAUAAAAUGUCUCUCUGCUUUUAUUCUGAAGUCUCGUCCUCCAGUUUUGGACACCAACAUGGUUUAGCCCACUAACCCCCCACCCCACCACCCCACCCCCCACAGGCUGGACACACUCAGCAGGUGGAAUCAGCUGGACGGACUCUUACAUCAUCAUCUAAUCACCCAAUCAGAUACCUCUGAUUCGUCCACAUUUCAGGGUCUGUCCCCUGGUCUGUCCCCUGGUACCUAUACGAUGUAUGUAUGUAUUAUAUGUCAGAGGUGAGAGCACAGAGGUGCAGGCAAAACAACAGCUUUUCUGUCAGGUCACUCCAACUCUCCUCCUCCUCUUCUUCUCUCCUCCUCCUCCUCCUCCUUAAAUGUCUCCUCCUCUCUCCUCCUCCUCCCUCCUGCAGACUUCGUACAGGCGAAAGGAGGCGAAGGCGGUGGCGAGCAGACAGGAAGCUCCGAGGAUCAACCACCAACUGAAGGAAGUGAAGGAGGCGCCCUAAGAAAUGAAAAGUAAAAGUUACAAUGAACUGAAAACUUUAAUUUUUGAUUUUACAAUUUCACAUUUUCUUUCUUUCUAUGUACCUGAAAACUAAAACCUGCUGCUCUCAGAGAUUUUAUAUGAAAUAUUAUAGUUAUUGAUCACAGUGUAUUGAUUAUUGAUUGAUUCAUGUCAGCUCAGACAUUUGAACAGCUGCUGCUUGGUUUGAAUCA
Toxotes jaculatrix (banded archerfish) is the source of this 3202-nucleotide messenger RNA. RefSeq names its product fibronectin type III and SPRY domain containing 1-like (gene fsd1l). The record is from RefSeq and is a predicted model, not a curated record. The transcript is spliced from 12 exons. NCBI's taxonomy places the organism in Eukaryota, Metazoa, Chordata, Actinopteri, Toxotidae. Bases 484 to 1971 code for a protein of 495 amino acids. Gene Ontology annotation, molecular function: protein binding.